This is a messenger RNA of Megalops cyprinoides (Indo-Pacific tarpon), 810 nucleotides long. RefSeq names its product beta-crystallin B3-like. The record is from RefSeq and is a predicted model, not a curated record. The transcript is spliced from 6 exons. Lineage: Eukaryota; Metazoa; Chordata; Actinopteri; Elopiformes; Megalopidae. Gene Ontology annotation, molecular function: structural constituent of eye lens. The coding region runs from base 1 to 810 and encodes 269 amino acids. Gene Ontology annotation, biological process: lens development in camera-type eye; visual perception.
AUGCAGUGUCACGGACACAAUGCGAGCGACAGACUUGCUGCAUCAACAGCUCCCCGUUUUCUGCUGCUCUGGCCAGAAAUAAACCAUAUAUACCCCCCCUGCCCCCCAAAAAGCCCAAUGAGAGGGAGAAUGACGGAGCCGCAGAGUGCCCCGGAGCAGCUGGCUGAAGGGAAGAGUCAGGGCGGGGCCGGCGCCAUCUACAAGGUGGUGCUCUUUGAGAAGGAGAACUUCCAGGGCAAAAAGGAGGAGUUCUCGGAGGAGUGUAAGGAUGUGACGGAGAAGAGCCUGGAGAAGGUUGGCUCCCUGCUGGUGGAAUCCGGCCCCUGGGUGGGCUUUGAGCGCCAGGGGUUUGCGGGGGAGCAGUUUGUCCUGGAGAAGGGGGAGUAUCCCCGUUGGGACACCUGGACGAACAGUCAGAGCAGCAACUCCCUGCUGUCUCUGCGGCCCCUGAAAGUUGACAGCGCUGAACACAAGCUGCAUCUGUUUGAGAACCCGGGCUUCACUGGGAGGAAGAUGGAGAUCGUGGAGGAUGAUGUUCCCAGCCUGUGGGUUCACGGUUUCCAGGACCGAGUGGCCAGCAUUAGAGCCCUGAACGGAACUUGGGUGGGAUAUGUGUACCCGGGCUACAGGGGGCGCCAGUUCGUGUUCGAGCAGGGCGAGUUCAAGCACUGGAACGACUGGGACGCCGCGGUGCCCCAGAUCCAGUCCGUCCGCCGUGUGCGUGACAUGCAGUGGCACAAGAGGGGCUGCUUCACCACCCCCGCACCCCCGCCCCCCGACCCCCCUGCUGAGGCAGCCAGCUCCAGCUGA